Molecule: messenger RNA, 3874 nt
Organism: Brienomyrus brachyistius
Lineage: Eukaryota; Metazoa; Chordata; Actinopteri; Osteoglossiformes; Mormyridae
Product: protein Hook homolog 2-like
Exons: 22
Coding region: 210-2360 (716 amino acids)
Biological process (GO): cytoskeleton-dependent intracellular transport; cytoplasmic microtubule organization
Cellular component (GO): cytoplasm; centrosome
Molecular function (GO): dynein light intermediate chain binding; microtubule binding
Source: RefSeq, a predicted model, not a curated record
UUUAGGUGGACGCCUAUGUGAUCCGUUGUUAUGGCGAUUGUCUUGUACGGGGGCCGUAGAAGGACAAUAGAGACGGUUUGUUUAUCGAUAUGUGGAAAAUGCGAGAGCCAAAUUACAAAGGAGGCCAAUUUAUUUAGGUCUGGCACCUGGUUAAGCGGGCUGGUGCGAUACUGACAUAUAUUUAAAAAAUUGCUCGAGGUGAAACCACAAUGAGUUUGGAUAAAGCGGAUCUGUGUGACUCAUUGUUAAACUGGCUUCAGACCUUUCAGGUUCCCAGCUGCAGCAGUAUGCAGGACCUCACCAGCGGUGUGGCCAUCGCACAAGUGCUGCAUAAGAUAGACCCAUUCUGGUUCAACGAGGCUUGGCUGGGCAGGAUCAAAGAGGAAAGUGCCACAAAUUGGCGUCUAAAGGUUAGCAACUUGAAGAAGAUUCUGCAGAGUAUACUGGAGUAUUACCAUGAUGUGCUGGGACAUCCUGUCUCAGAUGACCACCUCCCAGAUGUCGUCCUGAUUGGUGAAAUGGGAAAUGUGACUGAACUGGGCAAACUGGUGCAACUGGUGCUGGGAUGUGCAGUCAGCUGCGAGAAAAAGCAAGAACACAUUCAGCAGAUCAUGACCCUAAAGGAGUCGGUCCAGCAUGUGGUCAUGACAGCCAUCCAGGAACUUCUAACCAAAGAUGCGUCAGAACCAGGAAGCCCUGAAAGGUACCCGGACUUUGACUACCAGUCCAGAAAGUACUAUUUCCUUAGUGAAGAUGCCGAGGAUGACUUGAACCAGCGCUGCCGUGACCUGGAGCAUCAGCUGUCGGUGGUCCUGGAGGAGAAGACGGCGCUGCAGGCGGAAGUGCGGUUGAUGAGAGAGCAGCUGAGCCACAGUGCCCCCCUGUACGGCCCCGACGAGCCCAACAGCGUCAGUGGCAGGAAGCUGCUGCUGCUUCAGAGUCAGAUGGAGCAGCUGCGAGAGGAGAAUUUCAGGUUGGAGAAUUCCCGCGAAGAGAUGCGAGCCCGCGGGGACCUUCUGGAACGCGAGCUGCAGGAUGUGCAGCGCCGCAAUGAGGAGCUGGCCAGGCUGGCCCAGGAAGCACAGAGCUUGAAGGACGAGAUGGACGUCCUAAGGCACUCGUCGGACCGCGCGGGCCGUCUGGAGGCAUUGGUGGAGUCGUAUCGGCGCAAACUGGAGGACCUGGGCGACCUGCGGCGGCAGGUGCGGCUGCUAGAGGAGCGUAAUGCGGCAUACAUGCGGCGCACGUGCGAGCUGGAGGAGGAGCAGCGCCGGAGCGGCGCAGUGCGGGGGCAGCUGGAUGCCUGCAGGCUGCAGGUACAGGAGCUCCAGGCCAAGCACUCGGCCGAGGCCCUGAAGGCGGAGAAGUGGCAGUUUGAGUUCAAGACCCUGCAGGACAAGUACGAGUCUCUGCUGAAGGAGAGGGAGCGCCUUGUCUCGGAACGGGACGCCUUGAGGGAGACCAGUGAGGAGCUGCGAUGCUCCCAGAUGCAGCAGACCUGCCUCAGCCAAGCAGGCGCCUCGCUCCGGGAGCCGGUGGGAAACCUGGCGGCAGAAAUGAUGCCCACGGAGUUCAGGGAAACACUGCUCCGGCUACAGGGGGAGAACAGGCAGCUGCGUGCCCAGGAGGAAGACUACCGGCAGCAGCUGCAGGAGCUGGGGGCCCUACUGGAGGCGUCACGGGGCAGCCAGGGUGCCAUAGAGGAGCAGGACAGGCUGAACCAGCUGCGCAUCUCGGAGCUGCAAUCCCAGCUGCAGCAGCUGCAGACGGCCCUGCAGGCAGGGGAGCGGCCGUCCCCGCAUUUGACUUUGCUGAGGAACAGACUGUCGGAGCCCCUGGAGAAGGUCCAUGAUACGCCUUCUGACCUUCAGAAGAAGAGGGAGUUCGACAGGCUGGAGCCCCGAGUGGACGCCAGCGUGGUGAGGAAGAUCGACGAGCUACAGGAAAUGCUGAGGAAGAAGGAUGAGGAGGUGAAGCGCAUGGAGCGGCAGUACAGACGUGUGACGGAGACGGCUCAGGCGGUGACUGAGAUACGGAACCCCAAGCCCCCAGCCGUGAUGGUUUCCCCCGAGCCGCGGACGCGCAACAGCCAGCUGCCCACGAAGAACCAGAAGAUCCACGGUCUCGAGCAUGACUUUCAGAAGGUCCGGCCCCAAUAUGACCAGGAGGAACGGAUCAUCAUCAAUGCCUGGUACAACAUGGGAAUGGCUCUGCAUCAGAAGGUGGCCAGCGAAUGGUCAGGUUCCACAGCUCAGGGUCAGUCCUUCCUGGCCCAGCAGAGGCAGUCUACCUACAGCAGGAGGGGCUUGACCUCCAGACUACAGGCUCGGCUGGAGGGAGAGAAGCCGGGGAAGGUGUGAGAGGAGAAGGUACGAGAAGGUGCAGAUCACUGCUGCCAAGAUCUCAAUUUGUGCACUUCUUUCUGAAACAAAUGUUUUUUUCUAUUUUGUGGAAGACUUUGGCUGCCCCCUUGUGGAUUUAUCUUGGAAUUGCACCACUUGACUGUUACAGGCUCUAACAGUGGUUAUGAACUCAAAAAGCAUGUGCCACACUGCCAAGUAUUUCCCGGGAUGGUACUCACUUCUUUAACAUACAAAAAUGGGAGCAUGUACAGAGGUGCUCCCUGCAUGUGUUCUUUCUUGUCAACUCUAUGGCGAUGCCGUCAGAUUUUAUAUACGAUCAUUUUAAAAUGUUAAGCUUUGGACAUUUGGGGAUUGUUACAUGUUGGUAUGGGCAGAUGUGUUUGUAUUGGUUUUGGAUCGUGUUUUUUUUAUUUUUUUCCUAUUCCAAGAUUUGUCCGUUAUCUAUGAAGUAAUGAAGGCAGGCCAUCUGUAUGAUUGAGGAGCAGAGAGUGGGAAAUGGCUAGGUGGUCUCUCUCAGCCUCUGGGCUGUGGUAAUGUACUGUAAGUGAUUAUAUAUAUAUAUAUACAUAUAUAUAUAUAGGUAUGAUGGAGAGUAAUGUAAUGAUGGAGAGCUUCUGACUAGGGUGGGGCAGCGGGUGUAGCUCUGAUCAUGUGAUAAAUCAUUGCCUGGCUAUUGGCUCCACCUUGAGGCAGCUGUCACUGUUUUCCCCGUCUUUUGUUUUAAACUAUGUCUGUCGUUCUGUGCUCUGCUGUGACAGUUUAAAGUUUUUAUGUUAUUUUAAUUACCGUGGAAGUGUCUGGAAUGUUUGUUUGCAGUGAGUGGAGCUUAUUUUUCCAAUCAUCAAACUACUCUUCCCACUUAGUAUUGCCGGAUAAAGAACACUGUUUUACUUUAGCAAUUUGAUUUUUCGAAUCGACUUUUACUGCUAAGCAAUUCAGUUCCUGUGACUGCAACCCAGUACGUUUUGGUUCCGGCACCCUUUUCUGCUGGGUUUUACUUCCUUUAAUGCACAAGGCCAAAAAGCGUGUGAUCUGUGAUUGGCGGCUUCUUGCUUUGAGGGGGGUCAGAGUCGAAUGCAGUGUAGAAUUUAUCGAUAUGCGAAGCUCUGAUCACAGCACAUCGCACAGUGGUUUGUGUCGGCUGUGGAAGGUGCUGCCUGACCCUGGCCGUUUGCUGACAUGGAUGGUGCUGUAUUGUAAUACGCAAUGCAACCUAAAAUGCCCUGUACCUCAUUUGCAUGGGACUGCAGUCCCUUUUAAACACUGGAUUUUAUUUUUUUUGAAACAUGGUAUUUUGGACCUUUGACAUCUGUAUUAGUGACUGUCUGAAGACUGUCAUGAUGUUUGAACUGAGCUACCUAGUAUGUGUUUUUCCCUUUUCUAGAAAUUUGGAGCCUGGUUUAGUUAAUUUAUCACUUGAACGCUAAAUGGAAGAGCUAGUGUAGAUAUGCUGUGUGCUGGAUGACACUUAGGGUUUUGCACUAAAAUAAAUCAGGAUCCUUGACUACCAA